Eriocheir sinensis (Chinese mitten crab) is the source of this 3879-nucleotide messenger RNA. Its product is annotated as sphingomyelin phosphodiesterase-like. Lineage: Eukaryota; Metazoa; Arthropoda; Malacostraca; Decapoda; Varunidae. The record is from RefSeq and is a predicted model, not a curated record. The transcript has 13 exons. The coding region runs from base 454 to 3306 and encodes 950 amino acids. Gene Ontology annotation, molecular function: acid sphingomyelin phosphodiesterase activity. Gene Ontology annotation, biological process: sphingomyelin catabolic process; ceramide biosynthetic process. Gene Ontology annotation, cellular component: lysosome.
GGGGAAGGUUGCCACUCGUCCACUCUCCCGCGUCUCACUUAAAAAAAACGCACACACACACACACACACACAUACAUAUCAGCUGUUUUGACGUACUUACAUGUGUGCGUGGGCGUGUGCGUGGGAGAGUGUUGAGGAGAUGUGGACGAUAAUAGAGGAGAAACGAAGAUAGUGAGUGAAGAAAACGAAGGGAAGAGAAAGAAAGUGAAAAGAAAGUUGUGAAUAUACGAAGAGAAAGAGAAAGAGAAAAAAAAGAAAAGGAAGAAAUUAAGAUUAAAUAUAACAUCCGCAUCCACAUUCAUACAUCCACUCAUCCACGCUUUCAGAGUUACAAGCACCACAACCACCACCACCACCACCAACCCUCCCUUUCCCUCCCUCCCGACCCCCGGCCCUCACAGCUAUAUAAGGGGGCGUGGCAGGGCUCGGGGCGGCAGUGUGUCUGAGGGCAGGAUGGUGGCGGGGCUCUUCGUGAAGGCCAUCUCCUUCUUCGCUGGACUAGGUGGACUGAUUGGUGGCGGCGGCGGAUAUGCGGACGAUGGUCGGGGGCAGCGGUGGGGGGGGAGGGGAGGGGGGGAGGUAUCCAGGCACGGGCGGCGGGUGGGGGGAGAGGGGGGGCCGGGGUGGUCACACGGGGCCCCCUUCACCGACCCUGACCUCCUCGCGCUCUCCGGUGACCUUGACCUCUGGAUGACCUUACCUGAGGAUGACGUACGGCAUGUUCCUCCUCGUAUUAGACAGUUGCUAAGUCCAUUUAUGCUCCCCAACACCACCACAACCACCACCGAAGACUCCACAACCACCUCUCUACCCACCACCCAAUAUGAUUCACCCCACUCCUCAAACCGAACCACGAAAUCCAGACCACGGCCCCGACAACCCCCCCACAACACCCACGACACAUCCACCAACAACCUCAAGAAACGGCAGACGGACAGAGGCACGAUAGCGCACGUGGAAUCCAACCCCAGUGCAGUGGAUCGAAUCUUUCAAGGGGAGACGAUGUGCGGGGCGUGCUCGAUCUUGGCCAAGCUGGUGGUGGGCUACAUGCGGAUCGGGGCACCUACGGAUUUUAUGGCAGGUGUGCUAAUUAAGAUCUGCUACCUGGUGGUGUACAAGUCGCUACCUGUGUGUCGGGGAAUCAUUAACCAGGAUAAGGAUCGUCUCACCUGGAUCGUGCGCCACAGUGAGGUCAACGGGGAGGAGGUGUGCGGGCUCCUGCUGGGGGACCGGGGGUGUGGCUCCUUCAGUAGGCGACCCUGGAACUUGCACCUCCCCCCGCCCCCCUCCCCUUCUCCCCAGUCCUAUAACCCCCCGCAGAGGAAGCGCCCCGGGGGAAAGAAUGGGAAUGGCGGGAAUGGAAACAGGAAUCGUCGCCUUCCUCAGCAUUCCAGGCCCAGGAUGGAUGAGGAGGUUGUAGAGGAAUACAUAGAAGAUAGCAACAGAGAGGGAAGACACAUUGAUUACUCCCCUUCCUCCUCCAACAUCCCUUCUUCCUCCUCCUCCAACUUCCCUCCUCCCUCCUCCUCCUCCAUCAUCAUCUCCUCCUCCCCUUCUUCUUCUCCCUUCUCCUUACCCUCCUUCUCUGCCUCACCUCCUACCUCCUACAUCUCUACCUCUUCUGAUUUUUCCGAUUUCUCUUCUCCUCCUUCUUCCUCCUCCUCUUCCUCCUCCUUCCUCUCUCCUGACUUCUCUUCUGAUUUCUCUUCUUCCUCACCUUUCUCCUCUUCCUCUGACUUCUCUUCUCCUCCUUCUUCCUCCUCCUCUUCCUCCUCCUUCCUCUCCUCUGACUUCUCCUCUGAUUUCUCUUCUUCCUCACCUUACUCCUCUUCCUCUGAUUUCUCUUCACCUUCCUCCUCCUAUACCUCCUCCUCUUCCUCCUCUUCUCAACCACCAUCACAUACCACAACCACCUCCACCUCCACCUCCUCCUCAGACGAUAUAUCCCCCCGUCGCCUUCCUCCUUCUCACUCCUCCUCCUCUUCCUCCUCCUCUUCCUCCUCCUCCUCCCCCUCAAGGAAGAAGAGGAAGAAGCCGGUGCUGAAGGUCCUACACUUAACGGAUCCACACUACGAUCCGGAUUACGUUGUGGGAUCCAAUGCUGUUUGCGAAGCGCCGUUAUGUUGCAACAGAGACAGCGGUGUCGCCAGCAAGGAAGGGGACCGCGCGGGGAGAUGGGGAGACUACCGCAAUUGUGACUCCCCCAAAUGGCUACUUCAUCACAUGUUUACCCACAUCGUUACCCACCACCCCGACAUCGACUACGUGGUGUGUACCGGUGACCUCGUGCCGCACCACAUCUGGAAGGUCACACGCGAGGGCAACCUGGCUGUGGUGGAGGAGAUGGCCCAGCUGGUGCGCGGUUUCUUCCCCAACAUCCCCAUCUACGGCGCCGUGGGGAAUCAUGAGAGCUUCCCCAGGGACAGUUUCCCGCCGCCCGAGGUGAAGGAGGUCUGGUCCCGGUUCGGUUCGCAGUGGCUGUACGACGCGCUGGCGGAGCACUGGGGUCGCAUGAUGGGGCAGCCGGCGCCCGACUCAGCACGCUACGGCGGCUUCUACUCCGUGCUGGCCAGACCCGGCUUUAGAAUCAUCUCCAUCAACACCAACUACUGCUACAGGCUGAACUGGUGGGUGCUAUACAAGGAUGUGGACCCCGGGCUGAUGCUGAGCUGGUUGGUGAGGGAGCUGAGUGGAGCGGAACAGCGGGGGGAGCUGGUUCACAUCAUAGGUCACGUCCCGCCCCUAUACGUCGACUGCUACGCCCAGUGGGGACACCAGUUCGAUAGGGUGGUGUCUAGGUUCUCACACAUCAUCCGGGGUCAGUUCUACGGCCACUCCCACAUGGACGAUUUCCGGGUGCACUACGACCUCGCCAACCCCUCCAAGGCCGUGGGGGUGGAGUACAUUUCCCCGAACAACGGUCCCUUCAGCAACCUCAACCCCUCCUACCGGGUCUUCUACGUCGACGGGGACCACGACGAAUCGACCAGGGACGUGCUGGACUACGAGACGUGGGUGAUGAAUUUGACCCACGCCAACGCCUUCGACGCCCCUCACUGGUACCGCCUCUACACAGCCCGCCGAGACCUGGGCCUCCCCUCGCUGCACCCUCGGCACUGGGACGACCUCGCAGCACGCCUCACGGACCGACCAGCCCUCUUCGAUACGUUUAGAAGGUAUCAAGUUCAAGACAGCGACGCAGAGUUAUCCAAGGGCUGCGACGCCUCCUGCAAACACGACGCCAUCUGCAACCUGGUGGACGGCAACCGGAUCAGACCCUCCAAGUGCAGACCACCGCCCCUCUGAAUAGGUUCGAAUCCCCCUUAGUUUAGGUGUGUGAUCCUUUUGUGUUUGUGUUGCCCGUAGUUAGUGUUUGGAUUGUGUGUGUUUGUUUACUUUUUUGUGUGAUCAGUUUUUCGUAUGUAGUGUUGAGUUUUUUUUUGUUUGUUUGUAAGUUUUGUAGUCUUUGAUCCUCUUUUUGUAGACAAUUUGAAAAGAUUUAUUAUAACGAUCAGGUGAAAAAAAAAUAUUCUCCGUGUAGCAGUGGUAGUAGUAGUAGUAGUAGUAGUAGUAGUAAUAGUAGUAGUAGUAGUAGUAGUUUAGUUUUUCUUUGCCCUUUAGUAUUACAUGUAGACUAUUUUACAUUACUAUUAUCAUCACUUUUGUUGUCUUGUAUUAAUUUUGAUGCGUGUUGAAUUUUGUAAACAUAUUCAGGUACGGUACAGGUGUUUCGAACGUGUUGUGUGUAUACCUGUGUGUGUGUGUGUGUGUGUGUGUGUGUGUGUGUGUGUGUGUGUGUGUGUGUGUGUGUGUGUUCGCCCAGUAGUCUUUCAAUAGAAGUUUAGACAUAAUUCCAUCCUACGUAUGAGAGAGAGAGAG